Messenger RNA from Perkinsus marinus ATCC 50983, 347 nucleotides. RefSeq names its product Splicing factor 3B subunit, putative. Gene Ontology annotation, biological process: mRNA splicing, via spliceosome. Gene Ontology annotation, cellular component: precatalytic spliceosome; U2 snRNP. The record is from RefSeq and is a predicted model, not a curated record. Bases 24 to 305 code for a protein of 93 amino acids. The transcript is spliced from 4 exons. NCBI's taxonomy places the organism in Eukaryota, Perkinsozoa, Perkinsida, Perkinsidae.
AGCCUUGAGUUUUCGUUCGUACAAUGUCUCAAGUUUACGAAGGCUUCAACAUACAUGCGCAGUUGGACCAUCUCCAUAUGCGGUAUCCCGGAACUGGCCACGCUGAUAUGGGCCGUUAUGAGUGGGCAACGACCAUCCAUAGGGAUACUAUGGCAUCCCAUGUUGGACAUCAGUCGAGGUUGGCAUAUAUCGCUAUUUGUGAGAACGAACCAAUCGCUAGAGUGCGGUACAACUGCCUUAUGAGUAUGCUCCAUCCGAUAACUAGGCCGGCUACCAAGGAGGAGCGAGAGAAAAUGGGAAACUGAGUGACGAGAUGGCGCCAUCCCAGAUAGACCAACAUUGACGUA